Molecule: messenger RNA, 1803 nt
Organism: Styela clava
Lineage: Eukaryota; Metazoa; Chordata; Ascidiacea; Stolidobranchia; Styelidae
Source: RefSeq, a predicted model, not a curated record
AUGAAAUUAGGAAUACAAUAUACUGUCGUUGUGUUGAUCCUCUUACCUCUGCUGCAAAUUGUGUCAGGCAGAGGAACAUGGAACGCCAGCGGUUCAUAUGAAUACUACGUUUCCAAAAACGGAGUUUCUCUAUCUUACAUCGAUUCGAUGAAUUUUUGCAAUGAUAAUGGUGGACAACUUGCUCUUGUUAAAACUAAAGAGAUCCAAGAAUUUAUACAAACAUUAGUGGACGGGAGAGGCGAACCGCCCUACGCUUUCUUCAUUGGACUCACAGAUCCUCAUAAAAACCACACAUAUCUUUGGAGCGAUGGGGAAAAUGUCACGUAUACGAAUUGGAGAGACGGCCAACCGAAUUCUCGCUCUGAAACUUGUGUUAUGAUAGGAUGGGUUGACUGGUACGACAAAGACCUUCGUUGGCGUGAUACAGAUUGUGUUCCAACUGAUGUUUUACCAAAAGGAUAUUUAUGCCAACGACGAAUAGGUAAUUACUUUAGUCAGUGGAGCUCAUGGAGCGAAUGUUCUAGAACUCGGAAUCGAACAUGUAUCAAGACAGGUCGAGUUGGACCGAAAAAUUGCACUGAUUCAGAAAUUAAGCAUGAUUUAUGUUCCCUGACGAAAGAGUGUCCUAUUACAACAGCAACCGAAACUAUCAAAUCCCACGCCCGCACGACCACAACGAUGAUUAGUUCCGUUCCAUCAGCUUCAGAUAUAUCAGAGGCCAAUUCAACCGCUUGUUCAUGCGGAAGUCAAACCCAAGCUACAAGUAACGAGUUCUUUCUUUUUGACCCAGUAAGUUUUGUCCUAGGAUUCAUUGCUCCUAUGAUCCUACUUGUUGUCGCUGUUUGGAAAAUGUUGAUGGACAGAAACAAGCUAUUGCCAGAGGAACAGUCCAAGAUGCCAGUUUCAAUACGGAUGCAUAGAUAUGAAUAUAUUACCGAAGGACAAAACGGAGCAAACAAAACCAAUCCUGAUAAAUUUGAAAUCAAAAUAGAAGACGUGUGCUACGACGAAACUCUUCAAAACGGCGUUUUAAAAGAAAGUUCUGGCUACGACAGACCAGAUGUAAUAACAGAACGAUCUAAAGCUGAAGAGGCUUAUGUCGGCACUACAAGCCCUCUAUCUGACGUUCUGAAAGAAAGUGAUGGAUAUGAUAAACCUAUUGUACCAAUCCAUAACGGCACUGAGUAUCUACGUUCUGAUAUUCUUGAAGCGAAAUACGGAUACGAAACUUUAUCCGAAUAUGCGGAUAACGCUCAAUUAAAGUUGUCAGAUGAAGACUACGACGAUCCUGAAUAUGCUGUUAUGGAGAAUCCGUAUCUGAAGCCCAUAGUCACAACUUAUGAUGACAGGGGGUGCCUUGUUCUGAAAAAUGAUGGAUCACAAAAUUCAACAUCAGACAGAUCUAACAAAGAUGAAGCGUAUGACGACACUGGUUGUUUCCCGUCGAAUAUCUUGACGGAAGAUGUCGCUAAAGCGCAACUUAAGAUUGAGUCAGAUUAUGAUGACACUUGGAAUCCGUGCCAAAUUGUUUCAAAUGAUAAUGACGAAUGCGAAAAAAACGACAGGUCUAAGAUAGAUAAAAUGUAUGAUGAUACGGGUUGUCUCAGAACCAAAAUUUUGGAGACAAAAACAAAAUUUGAAAAUUUAACGGAAGAUGUCGCUAAAGCGCAAAUCAAAACAGAGGCAGAAUAUGACGACACUGGCAAUCCUGGUCAUAUGGUUUCAAAUGAUGAAGGAUAUGGGAACUCGCCGGGGAUGAUCAGCGCAGAUACAAAACCUAUCCGCUCUUGUGUUUUAGAAUAA